Messenger RNA from Lactuca saligna, 3076 nucleotides. Lineage: Eukaryota; Viridiplantae; Streptophyta; Magnoliopsida; Asterales; Asteraceae. The record is from the annotation of a GenBank genome assembly.
AGGGACUGGCCAUGUAAAUACAUGAAAUUUAAUUCCGAAAUCGAUAAUAUAGAAACACCGGGAAGCAGAAGAGCUGCGAGAACGGAGCAGCCAUGAAAGGCGGCGAAGAAACAGAGAAGAAGAACGGAAGUGAACAAAACACUAAUAACAAAGUACUCGAGAAGGUCGGAGAAGUCAUCGCUACGAUCAAUGAAGCCAAAAACGUUGACCAAGUCAUUUGCGCACUCCACUCUCUCGCUGUCCGCCUUUUCUCUCUCGAGUCCCGCUCAUUCGCCGGUAGCAUUGACAAAGAGUAUAGAGAUGUGAUUAUCGGAGCAGAACUUCCUUCAGUACCUGAAAGAGAUAACUGGUGGCAGGUGUUUUAUCAAAGCACUGCGUUUCCAACAAUGGCUAGAGUGUUGUUACUUGACGUUGCUUUGAAUUGGCUAACCUGUUUCCCCAUUUCUGCAAAGAAACAUUUGUAUGAUGUAUUCUUUUUAAGUGGCUGUGUCUCAGAGGUUGUGCAAACUUUAGUUCCAUAUCUACAACAUCACUCAAAUGGGAUACUUGAAACCACUGUCUGCUCAAAUACUGAAAGAUUACUUGCACUAUGCUUGCUUGAAAAUGAUGGGGUACUCCAGUUGGCUAGAGAUUUUUCUCACCAAUCUAAAGAUAUAAAUCUUGAACAACACAAGGCUGCAAUUUCUAGAGUGGCACAGCUUGUUACAUCUGUCCCUGAUAAAGCACGAUUGGGAGCUUCCACCUUACUUUCAUCACACUUAUAUGUCAAAAGGAUUACAAUUCAACUAAUUCAGGGAGCAGAAGAAUGGAACAAGAAGUAUUAUGAUGAAUUAGUUAACUAUAAUGGAAGUGAUUUCAAUGGUUCUAUGCUAUUUAUUGGGGAUGCUUUUGCUCGUAUUUGUAGGCGUGGGUCUGCAGAUGUGCUAAUAAGUGAAGUGAUCCCACGAAUUGUUACUCAAGUUCAAAGCCUUUUACAGGAAAAGACUGAUUUGUCCAUUGUGGAAGUUUUUAAAUCAAAACCUGGUCUACAGUUUUGGUCAAAGAUAAUGGAGGCAAUUAAAGAUUCAUAUGCUGUAGAAAGAAUAUCUGAACAGCUUUUGCAAAAGCUAGCAACUCACGACAUAAAUGAUGUUGAAGGUUACUGGAUUCUUUGGUUAUUGUUUCACCAGAUUUUUGAACUCCAAACAUCCAUCAAGUCGAUGUUUACAGAGAGAUUUUUACUCUGGAAAGUGUUCCCUGUUUGUUGUCUGAGAUGGAUCCUUCAGUUUUCUGUUCUUCAAUCCCCUCCUGAUACCACACUCAAGGGCAAAACUGGAAAUCAUCGCAAUCUAUUGGAUGCCACUCAGCGUGUUCUUGCAGUAUGGUCAAAGCGAGAGUUUGUACAGUCAGCACCAGUAGAGCAACAAGCAUAUUUAACAGCAGCAGUUGGGCUUUCCUUAGAAAAGCUAACAAAAGAAGAUUUAGAUGGUACUAAGGAUGUAAUGCACUUGAUUCUUCAAGGGGUUAGCUGUAGGCUGGAAAUCCCUUCUCAUUUUGUACGCAAGAUGGCUAGCAGUGUUGCUUUAGUCUUUUCAAAAGUGAUUGACCCUAGCAAUCCCCUGUAUCUUGAUGAUACCUGCAAAGAGGAGACUAUUGACUGGGAGUUCACAUCAACAAAUGCUGACGUGGCAACAUCUAAUGACAAAGAAACAGACAAAGACCAAAGAACAACAUCUAAUGGUCGUAUUACAUCGGUAUCAGAAAAAACUUAUAAAGACACAAAGAACAACAAAUUGAUGGGAUUGGAACUAAUUGAUCCAGAUGAAGUUAUUGAUCCUGCGACAUUGAACAAUGAGGAUGCUUCUGAUGAUGAUAAUGAUUCUGAGAUUUCUGAAACUUCCAGUGAAUCCUCUUUACAACCAUAUGAUUUGUCUGAUGAUGAUUCUGACUUGAAAAAGAAUUUCUCACAGUUGAUUGAUGUUGUUGGGGCUCUAAGAAAGUCUGAUGAUGCUGAUGGUGUUGAAAGAGCACUUGAUGUUGCUGAAAGCCUUAUUAGAGCAGCUCCAGAUGAACUUUCAUUCAUAGCAAGUGAUCUAGUCAGGGCGCUUGUCCAGGUUCGUUGCUCUGACUCAACUUUGGAAGGGGAAGAAGAAUCAGCUGAAGAAAAGAGACAAAAAGCAUUGGUUGCCUUAAUUGUAAAUUGUCCAUUAGGAAGUCUUGAUCCGAUACAUAAACUCCUAUAUUCACCGAAUGUAGACACGAGUCAACGGAUAAUGAUUCUUGAUGUCAUGACAGAUGCAGCACUCGAGCUUUCUCAUGCAAAAACCAGUAGACAAAAGCACCGGUCAACCCCCCCAAAUCUUGACCACUUCAGAAAGUCAACCAUGGUUCUUGCCAAGUAGCAUAGGGUCUCAGGGUGCAAGCCCAUGGAGAGAGAUCUCAGCAUCUCAAUCUCCAUUGAGUUUGACUUAUUCCUACGAGAGAGAUCUCCCGGUCAAACCCGGUCAACACAGGAGAGGGAAGUCACGGAGGUGGGCCCACAAAAACGUAGUACAAGAUGAUGAUGUGGAAUGGUCGCAGAAUAAGUUUCCUCCGUUUGCAGCUGCGUUUAUGCUUCCAGCUAUGCAGGGGGUUUGACAAAAAAAGUCAUGGAGUUGACUUUUUAGGUAGGGACUUUAUUGUCCUUGGAAAACUUAUUCACAUGUUGGGUACUUGUAUGAAAUGUUCAGCUAUGCAUCCAGAAGCAUCCACUUUAGCACUUCCGUUACUUGAUAUGCUGAGUUCCAGGGACAUAAGUCGUCAUGUUGAAGCAUAUGUUCGUAAAUCUGUACUUUUUGCAGCAUCAUGUAUAUUGGUGGCUGUUAAUCCUGCUUACGUGGCAUCUUCACUGGUUGAAGGAAGUAGUGAAAUGUCCAGAGGGCUUGAGUGGGUACGCACGUGGGCCAUAUCUGUAGCUGAGUCAGACACCGAUAAAGAAUGCUACAUGAUGGCAAUGGCAUGUCUUCAACUCCAUUCAGAAAUAGCUCUCCAAACAUCCAGAGCAUUAGAGUCAUCAGAUACGAAUACCAUUUGCUAUUUGACCCUAAAAUGUGUAUGA